AUGCAUGCGGAAGCAAGCAGCAGGAAGCAGGAGACAAGAUUUCCAGACCGGGGUCACCAGGGCCAGGGCAGAAACUACAAGGUGAGGUAUUCCACCGACAUUCGCAUCGACUGCAUCCCCAAUCUCUAUCUGGCUCGUUCUCAUCAUGAAUAUUUUACUCUUGCGCCUGCAGCUGUCCACUCUGUCCAGUGUCCACCCGCGGAGCUACAGGGGAUAGCAGCAGAAACAGAAACAUCACGGAGGGCGCUAAAACAUGUCCUCUCGGCAAUCCACUGCGACCUGAAAUCCACCGCAUCUCCUGUCAAGAUUCUAAAAAGGGCCCGAGAGCCGCUGGGGUCCCUGAUACCGCCUGCCCUCCGCCGUUUGGGAGGUUCAGUAACAUUCGAGAGCCCACAAACCGUCCAUUGCGAGCCUCUACCGCAGCCCCCCAGACAGCUCAAGGUUCCGCCUAGCCCUGGGGGACGAAGCAUGGUAGUUGGGAGAGAGGAACCUCACCACAUGGGACGGUUCAGCAAGAGCCCUGGUCCCACCUGCGCUCAUGCAGGAGCUGCAUUCGGUUCGAGCCCCGUCCAUCACACCCAGCCCGGCUGCGAGCACGACCAUAGUGGAAGAGCCCAACGUACGUACGGGCCAGUGUUUGGUUCCACCUCACCACCUCACCGGGCCUCAUGCCAAAGUGCAGAUACAGCCGCUUGGUUCCUCGACCACAGCUGCUCAUACCUGGCAAACGCGGAGCUCCUUGAGUUCGGUUUGAGCGAUAACACCCUGGGCGGUCGACGCCGCCCCGGACUGCUCGCCGAGGCCACCACUCUUAUUUAUGUAGGGCCAAACAUUACUUUACCCCCGAUCCAGUCAGGUUCACCUCAAGCAGCCAAGAGACGGCACGGCAUCGUCUUGCUAUUCCCGCCGUCUGCGAGGCAAACAACAGCAAUCACCUCAUGGCUCACUCCUCUGGAUCUUCCUCAAUGA
Molecule: messenger RNA, 969 nt
Organism: Colletotrichum higginsianum IMI 349063
Lineage: Eukaryota; Fungi; Ascomycota; Sordariomycetes; Glomerellales; Glomerellaceae
Exons: 3
Coding region: 1-969 (322 amino acids)
Source: RefSeq, a predicted model, not a curated record